Messenger RNA from Lodderomyces orthopsilosis Co 90-125, 2346 nucleotides. RefSeq lists its product as uncharacterized. Lineage: Eukaryota; Fungi; Ascomycota; Pichiomycetes; Serinales; Debaryomycetaceae. The coding region runs from base 1 to 2346 and encodes 781 amino acids. The transcript has a single exon. The record is from RefSeq and is a predicted model, not a curated record.
AUGUCAGAAAAGAGAGGCUUUGGAUCAAAGUUGUCGUCCAUAUUUAACCAGGGCCCUGGUUCACCUAAUGAGAAAAAGUCACAAGCACAUACAACUCGAGGCAUAUCAUCGUCUCCGUCUCCUAAACCAAAGCCGCUUAGUAAACCCCACUUGAAUAAUAACAGCUCUAUUUCAGCUACAUUAAACCUGUCACUACAUCCCACUAAUCACGGUGCGCAUUCCUUACAUUCGAAAUCAUCUGCAAGCACAUUGCGAGGAAACGCACCUGUUGGUGCCCAACACUCCACGUUUACAGGGCAUCAAACACCCAACCAUCCAGAAAUAAACACCACGCAACCAACUCAUGAACUAUACACAGAAACGAAUAAUCACGUUACAAAAGAUCACCACAAUAGAGAAAAACUACUUGACAAUAGACAAAAUCUUCCACUGAUACACCGCGAAGAGGAAUUAAAACCAAGCUUACUUCCAUUACACUCACUUCGUCCUUCAAUAAGUGCUAAUUCUUCGAGUCCCAAGCCUCUGCCUUUAAGGCGAAAGCCACCAAGUGACUUAGACUCUUUUGAUUUUGCGGUUCAUGAUCAGAGAUCUGAAAGAACAAGCGGAAGUACUAGAUCUUUAUCCCAGACGCCAAAACUGGAUGAUAAAAUGGGAACUGGGAUAACAGCAGAUAUAAUAGGCGACUUGGAAUCCGAAAUUGACCAUUUUUUACAACUUGACAAAUCGGACAGCAGCAGUAUCAGAUACACGCCCAGCGAUAGCAGGUCGAUUGGCGAUAGUGUUUAUUUUGAUCGUGAGUAUGAUGAAUCACACCCUGAUUUUGUACAACAACUAAAUCUAAAUAGGUCAAAAGCUUAUGAUCAGCUUGGUGAAGCAGUGGAAGGUUCAGGUAUACAUAGCCAGCAAACUCCAUACCCAGUUGACUCCUUUUUAGGCUCACCUUCGGAUUCACCUCCUCGAACACCAGCAGAGUCUUUGGAGAACUCUCCCCAAAUAAUACAAAACUACAUGAUGGAUACUCGUGGUCUAGAGCAAGUUAAUCCCUUUGAGAUAACUUUGAACCAACAAAUUCCAGAACAACACGAUGUAUUUGACGCUCCUGCGUCAUCAAAGUCAUCUGUCUAUACAUCUGCAUCCCCAACUAGACAAAGGACGGAUUAUGAAGCCUCAACGAAUCCUUCUUCUUCAGAUACAAUGGCUGUAUCUACGGCUACACAGAGUGUCCGAUCUCCAAUUUCAAGGUCAUCGACGAACACAUCGAGAAUUCCUUCCUCUAGUCUUCCAUUUCCAUCACCCACCCACUCACUUCAUCAACAACCGCAAGCACUCAAUCGCGUGCAAGGAAUGCAGCCAGCUCAUCCAUCUCAGCCACGCCAACCUCCACAACCACCCUUGCAACAUACUUUAACCGAGAAUUCUGGAUUUUCCUUUUCUCAUGCUAAUUCAAUGAAAAGCUACAAUACACUGAAUACACAUCGUAAUUUUCAUCGAAAUUCAAGUUCUGUGGGAUCUAUAAAGAGCUCCAACUCUUACAAAAAUGUCAAUCUUGCCAGUUUAAAAAGAUCGCUAAGUUUGAAACCAGGAGAAGGUGAAAGAUCAAAUUACGUUUUAGCUAUACGAAGAAGUGCAGGGACUGCAUUCAAUGAGCUGGGCCCGUCCCGAUGGAAAUUACCUGUUGGAAUAUUACCAAUAGACAAACUGGCGACAAAGGAAAAUUCGAAUGGAAAGUACAAGCGACUUGCUGGUGGUCUUAGUGGAAAUAACUCUCGUAAAAAGACUAGUGGUGUUGAGUUGAAACAUGGCCAUUUGAAACCAAGGCUUUUGGCAGCUGAAAUUGAUGAAGGUGAUGAUGGUUUUGCUGGUAUUGGCCUUGCAAGAACCACGACAACAAACCCAUCGGUUGCUAAUACUUUCAGUUCUCGCAACCAAUCGGUCAGUACUAAGGCAUCACGUGAAAAUUCAUUGAAGAGGACUACUACCGAUGGAUCGGUGCUUACAGGAGAUACACAAAGUAUCGUGAGUAGUGCCACAGGAAGUACAAAGGGUAUUAACGAUGCAAGCCUCAAUAGAACAAAUUCGAUCGUGUCAAGUGAAUCGUCUGACAGUUUGUCGGACAAAAUUACUGGCUACUACCAACAUCGUGGAUACAAAUAUGGUGACAUUGAUGAAGAAUCGGAGGACAAGAGUGGUGCAGAGAGCCCUGGGACGCAAAAUAAUGGAUCCAGCCUUCAUGGAUUCAACAUUAAUGAUUCCUACGAAAAGCAGGAAAAGUAUGAUGAUUAUGAAGAACAAGAUCAUCCAAGAUUGGUUCUUGCCAAUCCUGAUAAUGAUAGCGAUACCGAAUGA